AUGGCGUUAAAGCUUGACUUUGACAAAGCUUAUGAUAGAGUCAGUUGGCCCUUUGUUUUUAAAGUUUUGAGUUGUCUGGGUUUUGAUAACACUUUUAUUCACUGGAUUAAACUGUGGUCUUGGCAGAAUAUUAGUGAUGUUAAGUCAACCUUGCUUACCUCUGCAAAUUUGGGGAGAAGCUUUUCUAAAGGAACGACAAGACCACUUAAGGUUCAAGUGGCAAAGGAUCCAGAUGGUUUCAUUUCCGAGAGAGUGGCUGAAGAAAUUAAGGCCAUAUUAGCAUUGGCAGUGAUAAGUGUGAGGAUCAGGUGGUCUUGGCAGAAUAUUAGUGAUGUUAAGUCAACCUUGCUUACCUCUGCAAAUUUGGGGAGAAGCUUUUCUAAAGGAACGACAAGACCACUUAAGGUUCAAGUGGCAAAGGAUCCAGGUGGUCUUGGCAGAAUAUUAGUGAUGUUAAGUCAACCUUGCUUACCUCUGCAAAUUUGGGGAGAAGCUUUUCUAAAGGAACGACAAGACCACUUAAGGUUCAAGUGGCAAAGGAUCCAGGGUUGGAAGUCAAAAACUUUGAACCCUACAGGUAGAACAACCUUGAUCAAGUCUAUGUUGGAUCUUGUUUCCAAUCACAUUAUGUGUAUGCUUAAACUUCCCAAAAUCCUGAUUACUAAGAUCGAUGGGGAUAAGAGAAAUGUGUGUGUGGGGGGGGGGGGGGGGAGAGAUAAGGAUAAGAGAAGUAUUAAUAAGGUUGGGUUGGAGAAAGUUUGUAGGCCUUUGGACUUUGGUGGUUUAGGUGUGAGAGACUUAGAGUUGAAUAAUUUAGCUCUUUUGGCAAAAAUGGCCUGGAGAAUUUAUGAUAAUCCUGAAUCGGAGGUCACCAAACUGUUAAAGCUAACUAUUACUCGGAUUCUAAUUUUUGGAAUUGUGGAAAAAAAACAGAGCCUAUGUUAG
Messenger RNA from Papaver somniferum (opium poppy), 945 nucleotides. RefSeq lists its product as uncharacterized. The record is from RefSeq and is a predicted model, not a curated record. The coding region runs from base 1 to 945 and encodes 314 amino acids. Lineage: Eukaryota; Viridiplantae; Streptophyta; Magnoliopsida; Ranunculales; Papaveraceae. The transcript has 6 exons.